AUGACGAAAAAAGGAACAAACAAUGGUCAUGCCAAAAAGGGCCACUGUCAUGUGCAGCCUAUUUGCUGCACAAACUGCACCCGGUGUGUACCCAAGGAUAAGGCCAUUAAGAAGUUUGUUACUUGGAACACAGUGGAGGCCGCUGCCAUCAGUGACAUUUCCGAAGUGAGUAUCCUCGACAGUUAUGUGCUUCCCAAGCUGUAUGUGAAGCUGCAUUACCGUGUGAGUUGUGCCAUUCACAGCAAAGUGGUCAGAAAUCGAUCUCGUGAAGCCUGCAAGGACCAAACUCCUCCACCCCGAUUUAGACCUGCUGGUGCUGCCCCACGACCUCCACCAAAGCCCAUGUGA
This is a messenger RNA of Octodon degus (degu), 348 nucleotides long. Its product is annotated as putative 40S ribosomal protein S26-like 1. Gene Ontology annotation, biological process: translation. Gene Ontology annotation, cellular component: ribosome; cytosolic small ribosomal subunit. The transcript has a single exon. Gene Ontology annotation, molecular function: mRNA binding; structural constituent of ribosome. The coding region runs from base 1 to 348 and encodes 115 amino acids. NCBI's taxonomy places the organism in Eukaryota, Metazoa, Chordata, Mammalia, Rodentia, Octodontidae. The record is from RefSeq and is a predicted model, not a curated record.